Acanthosepion pharaonis is the source of this 1503-nucleotide messenger RNA. NCBI's taxonomy places the organism in Eukaryota, Metazoa, Mollusca, Cephalopoda, Sepiida, Sepiidae. The record is from the annotation of a GenBank genome assembly.
AUGACUCCGAAAAUAAAAUUACACAGAGUCUCUCUAUCUCUAUCUCUCUCUCUCUCUCUCUCUCUCUCUCUCUCUCUCACUAAUUCACUAAUUCUCUUUUUCUCACUAAUCUCUCAUCAAUUCUCUCACUCACCGAUUAUUUCUCUCUCUCACAAAUUUCCCCCUCCUCAUCAAUUCUCUCUCUCACUGUUUCUUUCCCUCUCUCACAAAUUUCCCCCUCUCUCAUCAAUUCUCUCUCUCACUGUUACUUUCUCUCUCUCUCACAAAUUUCCAUCCACUGUCAUCAAUUCCCUCUCUCACUGUUUCUUUCUCUCUCUCUCUCUCACACAAAUUUUCCCUCUCUCAUCAAAUUUUUUCUCUCUCUCUCAUUUUCCCCUCUCAUCAAUUCUCUCUCUCUCACUGUUUAUUUCUCUCUCUGUUCUCUCAUCAAUUCUUUCUCUCUCUUUCUCUCUCUCACAAAAUUUCCCCUCUCUCAUCAAUUCUCUCUCUCUCAUUCUUUCUCUCUCUCUCUCUCCAUUUUUCCCCUCUCUCAUCAAUUCUUUCUCUCUCACUUAUUAUUUCUCUCUCAAAAAUUUCCCCAUCUCUCAUUUCCUCUCUCACUGUUUCUUUCUCUCUCUCACUCACCCCCUCUCUCAUCAAUUCCCUCUCUCCUGUUUCUUUCUCUCUCUCACACAAUUCCCCCCUCUCAUCAAUUCCCUCUCUUUCUUUCUCUCUCUCACACACAAAUUUCCCCUCUCUCAUCAAUUCCCUCUCUCUUUCUUUUCUCUCUCACACCAAUUUCCCCUCUCUCAUCAAUUCCCUCUCUCUCUCAUUUCUUUCUCUCUCUCACAAAUUUCCACUCUCUCUCAUCAAUUCCCUCUCUCACUGAUUCUUUCUCUCUCUCACACACAAAUUUCCCCCUCUCUCAUCAAUUCCCUCUCUCACUGUUUCUUUCUCUCUCUCACACACAAAUUUCCCCCUCUCUCAUCAAUUCCCUCUCUCACUGUUUCUUUCUCUCUCUCUCACACAAAUUUCGCCUCUCAUCAAUUCUCUCUCUCUCACUGUUUAUUUCUAUCUCGAACAAAUUUACACACUCUCUCAUCAAUUCUUUCUCUCUCACUGAUUCUUUCUCUCUCUCACACACAAAUUUCCCCCCUCUCUCAUCAAUUCCCUCUCUCACUGUUUCUUUCUCUCUCUCUCACACAAAUUUCCCCCUCUCUCAUCAACUCUCUCUCUCACUGUUUCUUUCUCUCUCUCUCACACACAAAUUUCCCCCCUCUCUCAUCAAUUCUUUCUCUCUCACUUAUUCUUAUCUCUCUCAAAAAUUUCCCCAUCUCUCAUCAAUUCUCUCUCACACAGUUUCUUUCUCUCUCUGACAAAUUUCCACCCUCUCUCAUCAAUUCUUUCUCUCUCACUGAUUCUUUCUCUCUCUUUCCCUCUCUCAUUAAUUCUUUCUCUCACUGUUUCUUUCUCUCUCUCUCACAAAUUUCCCCCCUAUCUCAUCAAUUCUUUCUCUCUCACUGA